GGCCGAGGAGUGGUUAUCAAUUUUUGUUUGUUUGGGCGCGGUGAAGAUCAAGAAACUCUUUUGCCCGGUUUGAGGAUGACAUAGGGAUUUGAAGUACUCAUGGCCUCCAAAGGUCCCAGGUCCAAGCUUGACCAUGAAACUCGAGCCAAGAGGCAGAAGGCCCUGGAAGCUCCUAAAGAACCUCAGCGUCCUAAAACACAUUGGGAUCAUGUUCUGGAAGAGAUGGUUUGGUUAUCAAAGGACUUCGAAUCAGAGAGAAAAUGGAAACUUGCUCAGGCAAAAAAGGUUGCAACAAGAGCCAGCAAAGGCAUGCUGGAUCAGGCCACAAGAGGCGAAAAGAGAGUGAAGGAAGAAGAGCAUAGGUUGCGAAAAGUUGCCCUCAAUAUUUGCAAGGAUGUGAAGAAAUUUUGGUUGAAAAUAGAGAAGCUGGUUCUCUACAAGCAUCAACUGGAACUUGAUGAGAAGAAGAAAAAAGCCCUUGAUAAACAACUUGAGUUUCUCUUGGGGCAAACUGAAAGGUAUUCCACAAUGCUGGCAGAGAAUCUUGUUGGUUCACCUGCUCAAGGUAAAUUGGUGAAUAUGAGUUCACCUCAAGAAUUGAAGAAGAGUGAAGAUAAAGAGGCUGAGAAUGACAAGGCUAGUGAUGGCCCAAAUAUUGAGUCCCAGUCAAACGAACUUGAUAUGGAUGAAGACUAUGGUAUGGACUCCGAGGAUGAACCAGAAGAUGAUGAGCACACUAUAGAGGAAGAUGAGGCUCUGAUAACCAAAGAAGAAAGAGACGAAGAGUUAGCAGCUUUGAAGGAUGAAAUAGAUCUGCCUUUGGAGGUGCUUCUAAGGCGCUAUUCAGGAAAAGUCAGCAGAGAAACCAGUCCUGAGCAUACUCAUGUUGAUGGAUCAACUCAGUCAAGUGAAAAUGGCAACAAGAACGAAAUUGCAACUAUCUUAGCUAAUGGUGGAGUGAGCUCACCUGAAUUUCCUGGUCGUCGUUGUGGUGGAAUUAAUGGCUUUUUACAGACCUCGGGUAAUCAUCACCCAGAGUUUGGAGUCCACAAAGGCAGAUCUAAUAACAAAUUCCAGGGAUCGGACAAUAAGUGCUUACUCGAGGAUCUUACUGAUGAACAGGAUGAUGAAGAUUUCUACCUUGCCAAUGGAGAAGAAAAAUAUGAGAUGGACGAUGAGACAACCAUUUUAGAAGAAGAAGAACUUGCAAAGGCAGAAACCAAUGACUCCCAAAUGGAGAUUUCUUUAUUGCAGAAAGAGAGUGAAAUCCCCAUAGAGGAACUGCUUGCAAGGUACAAAAAGGAGUGGAAUUCUGAGGAAGAAGAUGAUGAUGACCAUGAUUCCGAAAAUGCUUCAGCCUCUGAGAAAUCUGUGCAUUCUUCUGCCGAAAAGGAAUUUGAGCCCAAGCAGCUGAAUGUUUCUCUGAAUAGGGAAGAUAACUUUAGUGCACUUGAACCUGCUAACUGCUCUCCGGCAGAUGAAGGGAAUACUGGAUGCGUGUCAGAAGGUGAAGAAGAGGGGGAGGGUGCAAAUAGAAUUGCUGAUGCAGCAGCAGCUGCAAGGUCUGCCCAGCCAACUGGUAACACAUUUUCAACCACAAAAGUCCGCACAAAGUUUCCGUUUCUACUCAAAUAUCCUCUUCGUGAGUAUCAACAUAUUGGCCUGGAUUGGCUUGUUACUAUGUAUGAGAAGAAACUUAAUGGAAUAUUGGCUGAUGAAAUGGGCUUGGGUAAGACGAUUAUGACUAUUGCUUUACUGGCUCACUUGGCAUGUGAAAAGGGGAUAUGGGGUCCUCAUCUCAUUGUUGUUCCGACGAGUGUCAUGCUCAAUUGGGAAACCGAGUUUCUUAAGUGGUGUCCGGCUUUUAAGAUACUGACGUACUUUGGAAGUGCAAAAGAAAGAAAAAUAAAGAGGCAAGGAUGGUUGAAACCGAAUUCGUUUCAUGUGUGUAUUACAACUUACAGGCUUGUGAUUCAGGAUUCUAAAGUUUUUAAGAGGAAGAAGUGGAAAUACUUGAUCUUAGAUGAAGCUCAUUUAAUAAAGAACUGGAAGUCACAAAGAUGGCAGACCCUUCUUAAUUUUAAUUCCAAAAGGCGUAUUCUUUUAACCGGUACGCCAUUGCAGAAUGAUCUAAUGGAAUUAUGGUCCUUGAUGCAUUUUCUGAUGCCGCAUAUUUUUCAGUCUCAUCAAGAGUUUAAGGACUGGUUUUGUAAUCCAAUUACUGGUAUGGUUGAGGGACAAGAAAGAGUGAAUAAAGAAGUUGUUGAUCGCCUGCACAAUGUUCUUCGGCCCUUUAUUUUACGUAGGCUAAAGAGGGACGUGGAGAAGCAGCUUCCUUCGAAGCAUGAACAUGUUAUCUACUGUAGACUCUCUAAGAGGCAGCGCAACUUGUACGAGGAUUUCAUAGCUAGCUCAGAGACUCAAGCCACUCUAGCAAGUGCAAAUUUCUUUGGCAUGAUUAGUGUCAUAAUGCAACUUCGUAAAGUAUGCAAUCACCCUGAUCUGUUUGAAGGACGCCCAAUUGUCAGUUCUUUUGAUAUGAGUGGCAUUGAUUUGCAGUUGAGUUCAUCCAUUUGCACUAUGUUAGUCCCGGGUCCAUUUUCCUCGGUUGAUCUUAGUGGUUUAGGGUUUUCAUUCUCUCAUUUGGAUUUAAGCAUGACUUCUUGGGAAAGUGAUGAAGUGCAAGCUAUUGCAACGCCAUCGAGUCUGAUUGAGGAUCGUAUGGGGCUGGUUGAAGAGAUUGGCCAUUCGUUUAAGCAUAAAAAGAAGUUUCAUGGGACAAGCUUUUUUGAGGAAAUACAGAAGGCUCUUAUCAUUGAGAGACAGAGGGAAGCAAAGGAACGGGCACAAUCUAUCGCAUGGUGGAACUCCAUUCGCUGCAAAAGGAAACCCAUUUAUUCUACUGGCUUGCGGGAGCUUGUCACCAUACGACAUCCUGUGUAUAAUAUUCAUAGUCGGCAUCAUUUUCCUUUGUCUUACUCAUGUUCGUCUGUGUUUGCCGAUAUUGUCCUCUCGCCAGCUGAACGAUUUCAGAGAAUGGUUGAUCAGGUGGAGAGUUUCAUGUUUGUGAUCCCAGCUGCACGUGCCCCAACUCCAGUUUGCUGGAGUAGUAAACGUGGAAGUCAUGUGUUUAUUGAGCCAUCUUUCACAGAAACGUGCUCUUUAGUUUUUUCUCCUCUUCUCACUCCUUAUCGGCCUGCAAUCGUGCGGAGGCAAGUCUACUUCCCUGAUAGACGACUCAUACAGUUUGACUGUGGCAAAUUGCAAGAGCUUGCUGUGUUGCUUAGGCGCCUAAAACUAGGAGGACAUAGAGCAUUAAUAUUUACCCAAAUGACGAAGAUGCUUGAUGUUUUGGAGGCUUUCAUCAACUUGUAUGGUUACACUUACAUGCGGCUUGAUGGUUCUACACAGCCAGAAGAGAGGCAAACAUUGAUGCAGCGGUUUAACACAAAUCCGAAAAUUUUCCUCUUCAUUUUGUCAACCCGCAGUGGAGGCGUUGGCAUCAACCUUGUUGGGGCAGAUACAGUUAUCUUUUAUGAUAGUGACUGGAAUCCUGCCAUGGAUCAACAGGCUCAAGAUCGGUGUCAUAGAAUUGGUCAGACACGUGAAGUGCACAUUUAUCGGUUGAUCAGUGAGAGCACUAUAGAAGAAAAUAUCUUGAAGAAAGCAAAUCAGAAGCGCGUACUUGAUGAUUUGGUUAUCCAAAGCGGGGGUUAUAAUACUGAAUUUUUUAAGAAGUUGGAUCCCAUGGAAUUGUUUUCAGGUCAUCAAACAGUGUCCUUAAGAGACAAGCAAAAGGAGCAAACUUGCAAUGGAAGCUCAGAGGUUCUUCUGUCAAAUGCAGAAGUGGAAGCAGCUCUGAAGUUAGCCGAGGAUGAAGCAGACUACAUGGCACUGAAGAAAGUUGAGCAGGAAGAAGCAGUAGAGAAUCAAGAGUUCACUGAAGAAGCGAUCGGGAAAAUGGAGGACGAUGAAUUUGUAAAUGAUGAUGAUGUGAAGGCUGAUGAGAAGGCGGAUGAGCCUUCUGAACCUGGUGGUUCAGUUUCAAUAUCUAACCAGGAGAGUGUGGCAACAUUGAAUGUGAAGGAUCCACUUGAAGCUGGGCCCCUCACUUUUGCUGGUAAAGAAGAUGAUUUUGAUAUGCUUGCUGAUGUCAAAGAGAUGGCUGCUGCAGCUGCUGCUUCGGGACAGACAAUUCUCUCCUUUGAGAAUCAACUACGUCCAAUUGACCGAUAUGCAGUCCGGUUUUUGGAGUUGUGGGACCCAAUUGUAGAUAAGACAGCAACUGAAUCCCAAAUACAUUUUGAGGAGAAAGAAUGGGAAUUGGAUCGCAUUGAAAAAUUGAAGCAGGACAUGGAAGCUGAUAUUGAUGACGAUGAAGAACCUCUUGUCUUUGAGAAUUGGGAUACUGAUAUUGCAACUGAGGUUUAUAGACAGCGGGUUGAGACUUUGACCAAACAUCAGUUGUUGGAAGAAGAGGAAAAUGCAGCUUGGGAGAGAGAAAUUGCAGAGUACGAGAAUUUAAAUUCUGCAAGGAAUCAUACAUCUAGUAUUCGAAAACUGAAAUCAAAGAAAAAGACUAAGAAAGCGAAGUUUAAAUCUCUGAAGAAUGGUGGGUUGGCUGAUGCAUUCAAAAGUGUCGAGUCAACUCCGGAGCUGAUGCCCAUUGAGGGAGAGAUUAUGUAUGAUGACGAAAUGACUUCUUCUGGCAAUUCAUCUCCAUGUCUGAAGCGAGAGAAAAAACGUAAGCAGGCGCCAUGUAGCGAAGAAAGAACGACAAAGAAGUCUAAGAAACUCAAGAAGACUGCUGAGACACCUUCUUCAGUUUUAAAUUCCAAAUAUCUGGGAAAACGGCAGGAUGAACCCAAAUACUUUAGACAUAUCGAAAGUAGUGCAGUUGAUGCUGAUCUCAAGCUAGCCAACAGAAGUAAAGUGGGAAAGAAAAUUUCUAUCACUCCGAUGCCUUUGAAGCGGGUUUUGACGAUAAAAGCGGAGAAACCUAAGAAGAAAGGGACAUUGUCAAAAGAUCCUUUACCUGAUUUUUGGUUGCCCCAGGAAGAUGCUGCUUUAUGUGCUGCUGUAGAUGAGUAUGGGCCAAAUUGGAGCUUGGUAAGUGAAAUCCUAUACGGGAUUUCCUCCGGUGGGCGUUUCCGUGGGAGGUACCGGCAUCCUGUCCACUGUUCUGAUAGGUUUAGGGAACUUGUACAAAAAUAUGUCUUCUCUGGCGUGGAUGCUGUAAAUAGUGAUAAGGCAUGCAAUACUAGCUCUGGAAAGUCGCUGCUCAAAGUUACUGAGGACCACUUUAGGAUUUUGUUGGAUGUAACCUCUCAGCUGUCUGAUCCUGAACAUCUGGUUCAAAAGCAUUUCUUUGCGCUUCUUUCUUCUGCAUGGAGGUUCUCGUCUCAUAGUAAUCACCGCAGCACUGUCCCUUCCGAGAAUGCCUUGUAUUCUGCUGGCAGGAACCACUUCCAGAGGGGUCUUUAUAGGGAAUCACCUGAGACUGUAAAGUUUAGUAAUUUGACUCUUUGCGGCAAGUUAGUGUCUGCUGCCUUGUUUGAUGAUGAAACAGCUAAAAAGGAUGACAACCAGCCAAUUUCCAAUUCAAUGAAUGAAGCUUCUGUAGCUUCAGAGAGAUUGGAUAUUACGCUUGAAUUACUAGACAGUGAGCAUGGUAUUUCUGAGCAUUUACCAUCAGUUGUUAGUGUUUCAAUACCUGGGCAUGGAUUUCCACCAUCUCCAGAGGUUGGAGAACCAAAGCACCUUAGAUCCUCCCAGAAUUUAAUUGAGAACCGGUUCAGAGUUUCAACUAGUUCUUGCGUUGAAGACACUUCAGCAGCUGUUUCAAGUGGAGACACAAAGUCACGACCUUCAGUGAAGUCACAAGGUUUGGGGAAGCACAAACAAUUACUUUCUGAUUCGAAUAAGGGUUCCAGAGCAAAGUUAAGAAAGACUGCCGUUGAAUCAAGUCAUGCUCGCGUUCUUCCGCCUGAACGAGCUUUUCAUCCUAUUUUUGGUGAUUUUGGUGCAAAACAUCAAUUUGCUUCUACUAGCUUUACUGAAUUAGGGAUUUCUGAUGUUGAUUUCACUGCUUCCUUCGAUGAUGAACUUUCUCCUGCAAGGGAGGGCUCGGGUUUGGUUCCACAUGAAUACGAUCCAGACUUCAUUUCUGGGUUGGGUGAUUGCUGUCUAAUGCCUCAUUUCACUGAUGUUGGGUAAGAUUGAAAGGAACUCUGAUAUUUUUGAGAUUCGAGGUGAGGCAUGCCUUAAAACGUCAGCACGGGAAAUGACCUGCAGUCAAGGAGGGUACAGCCGUCCAGGAUAGUUAAGGCUGGGGAAUCAUGUUCAUACUGCUGGGGCGGGACAAAAAGAGGUGUGAUGUAACCGGGAUGGAUGCUUUUGCAAGAGGCCGGGGUUCGGCAGCCCAGUGAUCAACAUGGAAACGAUCCUGAAAAUCUUGUAUUGAAAUUGACCCUUGCAGAUGAAUGGGCAGGGCAAGUUGGGGGUAUUUUAUUACCUGAGGCAUAUGAUUAGAGGCCAUGGAGAUAUCUAUUUGUAUUUUUUUUCCUCUCUUUCAGCGGGAACUAUAUGCUUGCAAUUUUUGAUAAAAUUAUGGAAUGGUUAUGCAAGCAGUUUCCCCUUUCAGACCAAAUGAAAAAAAACAUAUAGAUUCAAUGAAAAAGCCUUCAUUUUUGUUUCUACUUAAUUUUCUGUGUGUUUGUGGGUGUGGGGUUCCAUAUUUGAUGAGAGAUUCUUCACAAAGGUUGAAUGUGAGUUUGCCGCUAACAUGAGUGUUUAGCUCUGAUGCAGGAAAAUUCCCUAAGUUUGCAUCUAUUGGCUGAAAAAGGAAGCCAAAUAGAGGCAUAGGUAAUUAUUUUUUUAACUCAGUUUGAUUCUAUUUCCUUCUUUUAUUAUUAUGUUAUAGUAAAAAGGAUUAAAUGACGAUUGUAAUCAGUUUGGUUAUUCUUUAAUGAUGAGGAUGGUAAUCAAUUUGGUUGUUCUUUACUCUUAUCUGGCUCCAAUAUUUGUGUUCGUGUAGAUAUAUUUGUUUGAUUAUAGCUGGCUUCGGUUUUUUCUUUUUUCCUUCCUUUCAUAUUUUUAGCUUGAAAUUAUAUUGAUAGAACAUCGAAAUUUCCUAAUCAUAUUUUCAGUUUGUUUUUUUCUUCCAGAAUCGUUUUAGGAAUAGGAAAUCUUCCGUUGUAACCAGACCGGAAAACAUCACAAUUAGGACAACUCGCAGCUUUUUAUUAUUCAGGUUUCCAGCUUCCUUUAGAAUCAAUUUUUUUCUGGUCGAUUCAGGUAAAUUUUUUCCCCUUCAAUUCUGUUUCAUUCAUUCCUUUCAAACUGGUUGCAAGAUUAUUGUUAGCUUCGACAUCUACUUUUAAAGAGUUCCUUGUUACGAUUAUUCUGUCGAUUAUUUUCAUGUUUUCGGUGCGGACAAUUGUUUGCAUUUACUAUUUGACUAUUGUUUGGUAUGAUUUGCUUAUUGACGAUAAUUCAUAUCAUCGGUUUAAUUGAAGAUGGUAGUUGUUUCACGGACAUAUGAUAAUAUUUACAGUGGAGUAAUCUGGUUUGUGAGUGUUGCCUUUAGGUUAUAGAAUGGGCUUUUUGGUUGCCCUUUCUGGGUUGUACUGAAUAUGAAUGCUGAAAUGUGGAACUUUACUGUGUGUUUUGAUAAUUAUGCUUAUUCUACUGCCGUUAGACUGUUUUUCUUUUGACAUGGAUUUAGAGAUUCUGAAGUUGAAGCUUGUUCCUGGCAAUGCUAGCAAGAAUUAUUCCUUCUAAUUCAAACUUUUUGCCUCUUGUACUCAGGUCGCUUUCUCGAGCUGUCAUAUUAGUAGUUGUCUAAAUUCUGCUAAUAGUUAAUUCAUGAUACAUUGAUUGAUUUAACAAUUUUUAACAUUAUGAUUGUUAAAAUAACAGCAAACAAGCUAUGAUAGUAGCACAAGAAGACUGCUAAUAGCUUUCUGAUUUGUACCUACAGACCGCAUAAUGUUGGCGAUUAUGGUUGUUGUAUAAUAGGAUCAAAAUAUAAAGAUAAUUUUUACCUCUAGACCGUUAAUAUUGUAUCGGUUAUUAUUCAAUUGCUUUUUGAACAAGGAUGACAGCAUGUUCUAGGUUACAGUGAUGAAAACAGUGGCUCUUUUUCUAUAUUUUUCUUUAUUCCAGUAUUCGAUGCAGUUGUAAAAAACUAUUGGGGUAUUAUUUGUAAGCUAGAGUGACUGUUAGUUAUUUCACUUAUUAACACUUGGCUCUAUUUAACCUGAAUGAUGUAUCCCUUCCUUGGUAAUUCCAAAAAAAACAAAAGAAAAAAGCCAGAAUAUGAAUUAGAUUUGGCUCAACCGGUUAUGGUAAGAGUGCACAAUCGUGUCUCAACCCGAGCCAUGUCCGGCUGUCUCAUCAAAGC
Oldenlandia corymbosa var. corymbosa is the source of this 8404-nucleotide messenger RNA. The record is from the annotation of a GenBank genome assembly. NCBI's taxonomy places the organism in Eukaryota, Viridiplantae, Streptophyta, Magnoliopsida, Gentianales, Rubiaceae.